This is a messenger RNA of Paralichthys olivaceus (Japanese flounder), 1498 nucleotides long. NCBI's taxonomy places the organism in Eukaryota, Metazoa, Chordata, Actinopteri, Pleuronectiformes, Paralichthyidae. The record is from RefSeq and is a predicted model, not a curated record.
UCCCCCCUCCAUCAUCCACCCCAGUGCGUGCACCCCACCCCUCUCACUAAACCCAGGGACCGGAGGCAAGAGGGGAACAAAACCUCUCGGGGCACCUGUGAUGCUGACACCCCACCUCCCCCCUUUUCCGGGGCUUUAACAUUUGAAGUCACACCCAGACUGUGGAGGAUGUUGGGAAGCUGUGGUGAUUAAAACUGGGAUGUAGAGGCGUGAAAAACAAACGACCAAAUCUGUGACAGAGCGGCACCAGGACCAGCAGCAGCAUCAGGACCAGCAGCAGCACCAGGACCAGAAGCAGCAGCAUCAGGACCAGCAGCAGGACCAGUCGGCGGAUGGAGAUGCGUUGUGGAGGCGGAGGAAUCAUGAUGAUGGUGAUAUAGCAGGUGCUGCAGGGUUGUGCCGCAUUGCCUGGCCGCCGAGAGCGACGCCGGGGAAGACGGUGAUGCUGUCGUCGUCAUUGUGCCACAGGAAGAGCGAAAACGCGAGGAGAGGCUCUGACAUGGAGGGAAGCGGCUGUCUGUCGGCCUCGGGCCGCUCGCAUCAGCAGGUUGGAUGCACUGAAGCCUGAAGCCUCCAGGACCCGAUUCAUGAUCUAAAAAAAUCAGGAUAAAGUUGAAUUCUCUGAACUGGAAUUGAAAUGCGUCCGUGCGUAAAAGUGGCCGCUGGCCCAUAUGUUGAUAAUGCAUCGCAGGAGCAUCAUAGCAGCAGCAGCAGCAUCUGUGUCAGUUCAGGGUGGAUUACAGAGCAGCAGGCCUCCAUCUGAAGUCAGCGUCUGAUCCGGGAGCAGAACCACCGCACACACUUCUUCUCCCUGUUGCUGGAGGAAGCCGCUGGUUGUGUCGUCUCGCUGGAAGCUGGUGCGCUGUGGUCCCCCGCGGAGGGACAGCUGUUGCAGAGGAUGACUCACCUGCAGGCUGGCCUCUCUCCGGAGACCCUGGAGAAGGCCAAGGUGGAGCUGAAGGAGAACCCGGAGACUUUGCACCAGGACAUCCAGGAGGUCCGGGACAUGAUCAUCACCCGGCCGGACAUCGGCUUCCUCAGGACAGACGACGCGUUCAUCCUCAGGUUCCUGCGGGCGCGGAAGUUCAACCACUUCGAGGCGUUCCGGCUGCUGGCUCAGUAUUUCGAGUACCGGCAGCAGAACCUGGACAUGUUCAAGAACCUGAAAGCCACGGACCCGGGAAUCAAGCAGGCCCUGAAGGAUGGGUUCCCCGGGGUGCUCUCCAACCUGGACAGAUACGGCAGAAAAAUCCUGGUCCUGUUCGCAGCCAACUGGGACCAGAGCAGAUACACGUUCGUGGACAUACUGAGGGCGAUCCUGCUGUCGCUGGAGUCUAUGAUCGAAGAUCCGGAGCUGCAGGUCAACGGCUUCAUCCUCAUCAUCGACUGGAGUAACUUCACCUUCAAGCAGGCGUCCAAACUGACUCCCAGCAUGUUGCGUCUGGCCAUCGAGGGGCUGCAGGUCAGACGCUCAGAUUUCUUCAUGUUCUCAGUUUGA